GCAUUGUGAUUGGGUGGUUUACGCUGUCAAUACAGGAGACAAACCAAUGGGCCACUGGCUGCUUGUGAUGGUCCUUGGCAAAAAGAAAACAAACAAAACUAAUUCUGUCGGCGCCUUCAGUGCAUCGGCCCACCGGGAAAAUGCCCGGUAUGCCAGAUUACCAGUCCAGCCCUGCUGAAAAGCUGACUCGGCACUUCAGACACUUUUCCUGCGGGAUAAACUUUUGUGUGGGUCUGGAGUCCCGUACACACUGCGGUCAGCUCCUGCAGGUCAGAUGUCAUCGCUGCGGGCUCCGGUCAGAAGUCUAUCUGCGAGUUAAAACAUGACGCCAAAGGAUCCUGACCAAGCAUCAGCCCUAUAACCCAGCAAAACAUUCACGAGGAACUUGUGGGCCGGAUUUGUCCAGGGCCGAAUUUUAACCCCAGUCCAACCCAUUUCUGUAUGGCAUGAUGAGCUUUGUCGAGAAACGCUUCUGGUGACAUCAUACAGCAGGAUCAGAUCCACCGAGUGCUGAAUACUGAGAACGCCUCUAUAGCUCACUAUAACCCCAGGAUUAUAACAACCCUGAUUGUACAUUAUUCCUUAUACUUCUAUUGGUGACGAGCAGCUGAAGGAAGAUGACGACUGGCUCUUCAUGGAUCCAGAAGAACAAGAUCCCAGUGAAGAUCGGAUGAGAAGCAGAGGAGACACUGGCAAUUCCUCUGCCACAGCUGCUGAUCUCCAGAAAGAGACCCUACCCAGCACACCUUGCUUAAUUGUGCAAGGAGAGAUACUAAGCGCAGACAAGUGGAUGAUGUCCAUGGAAGGAACUAUUGUGAUGGGGCCCCACAACAAUCUUUUGAAUGGAGCGACCUUCGCUGCUUACUAUGUGUUCAACCUGCAGUAUCUAAAGAUGCCUCAAGCACUCUUGAAUUUGUCCAAAGGGUCAACAGCAAAUUCAUCUGGCUCUUCAGCCACCAUUCCAUCUGCCACUCCAUCAACUUCUUCAUCUGGCUCUGUUCGGGGUGCAUCAGGCACACAUCCUGUCGAAGCUGAGGUUUCCAGGUUAUUUGCUGCAUAUAACAAUCAAAGCAGGACAAGGCGACCAGCAAGAAACACACAUACACUUUCCACUUACACACACACAUUUUGUUGCCUUGGGCGGAAAGAUGCAAGUACUGUCCCAAGUAGGGUUGGCAAAGACCAACUCCAAAGAUUGGGGUUGGGUGACAAGCGCCUAGUCUUUCGAGGUAAUCAAGACAGUUCAGCAGAUUUUAUGGACUUCAUUCUUUCUACCUAUCCAGAGAUGAGAGAUGCAGGUGGUUUUGAGUUGCUGAAAAUUUCAGGAACCACACAUAACCGCAAUCUCUCCUUAAUCCCAUGCCCUAAUCAGGGUUACAGUGUGAGAUAUCUGAAAGAUCCUGCUGUCUUUAUAAAUAAUUCUACAAUUUACAUUCGCCCACUGCAAAGGAAUUUGAAUAUGGAGAAUGUGUUGAAUGAUGAACCAGUAGACGCUCAACCUGGACCCUCUACAGAAUGUCUGAUUUGUGGAGAAAAAUUUCCUUUCUCACAAAUCAGAUCACAUAGUGACGCAUGUUCAAGGCAGUCACAGGGUGAAAUUGAAAUGCAAAAUGAGGAUGCAGCAGUGCCUACAACAAGUACGACAUGUGCCUCCACCUCACAGGAUCAAGUUAUUAAUUUGGACAAUCAGGAGGCAGGCACAGAUCAGGAUUUGUUCAAUAAUUCUCCCACUGCUUGUGUCUUGGGGAAAUUAGAUUUCACUGUCAAGGCUUGGGUUACAGAACCAAAUCCAGACAAGUCAGCUCAACUGUAUGUAGAGUCAGCACUUGAGGAAAAAAACAACAACGAAAGUCUGAACUUCAACCUGAAUCUAAGAGAAUCUUUGGAAGACAGAAACAGGGCCAGCAUUCAUUUCUACAAAAAGCCAAAGGUGGAGUGGGCUGAUUGGUACUGCGAAGAACAACUCUGCAGGUUAAACAAAUGAGGAGGGGUUUGAAAGACACCGGGGUCUGGGAUUUUUUUUUAGCUCCAGGCCAGAUGGCAUCCCAUUCUUGUUCCCUAGGACCAGUGAUACAGUGUUAACACCACAGAGAGAGACGCUGUCAGAGAGUCAUUGUCACCGUCGUCACCAGCAAUCACCAGAUCACAGUGACCUGUGUUCUAAUCACCUGCACCUGCUCACCCUCAUCAGCACUCCCAUAAAGCACCCACGCUCUCUGACAUUCAUCGUCCGGUCUCCGGUUCACAUGCGGAACAGUAACCUGCCUCUCCUCCACACUAACCUUUAUGUGUUUACUCUCCAGCUACUCGGCAGUGAUUCUCCCGUGUCUCUCCAGCGAUUCCCGCGACAGACUCCUUAGCCCUUUGGAUAUCCAUCGGAAUACUAUCAGAAGACCGGACCAACACCGUCACCAGCAUGGAUCCCCGGCCCUCUUCAACCUCUGAGAUCCUGGAGGAGCUGGUCAACACUCUGCGGGCCUCAUUACUUCCACCACCAGCGCCCCAAUCUGCCUCUGCCAGUCCCAUGGCACUGCCUGCUUCCUAUACCCACACGAGCCGGACGAGCCUCCUCCUCCAGAAAUCCUUGAACAGCCUUCCAUCUACCAGGUCCACGAGAUUAUUGAUUCACGGCGACUGGGAGGCCGACUGGAAUACCUUGUGGACUGGGAAGGCUAUGGACCGGAGGAACGAUCCUGGGUGGCCCGGGACGACAUCCUUGACCCCCUGUUACUACAAGAAUUCCAUCGCGAUCAUCCCGAUCGUCCCGCACCCAGAGGUCGAGGUCGCCCCCGUCGCCGUGUAAGGGCGUCAGGAGCCGCCCCUGGAGGGGGGGGUAGUGUCAGAGAGUCAUUGUCACCGUCGUCACCAGCAAUCACCAGAUCACAGUCACCUGUGUUCUAAUCACCUGCACCUGCUCGCCCUCAUCAGCACUCCCAUAAAGCACCCACACUCUCUGACAUUCAUCGUCCGGUCUACGGUUCACAUGUGGAACAGUAACCUGCCUCUCCUCCACACUAACCUUUAUGUGUUUACUCUCCAGCUACUCGGCAGUGAUUCUCCCGUGUCUCUCCAGCGAUUCCCGCGACAGACUCCUUAGCCCUUUGGAUAUCCAUCGGAAUACUAUCAGCUACCCGAAGACCCAGUUAUUCCCCUAUUGGACUGCUCUCACUCUAC
This is a messenger RNA of Onychostoma macrolepis, 3174 nucleotides long. RefSeq lists its product as uncharacterized. The record is from RefSeq and is a predicted model, not a curated record. NCBI's taxonomy places the organism in Eukaryota, Metazoa, Chordata, Actinopteri, Cypriniformes, Cyprinidae. The transcript has 18 exons. Bases 635 to 1984 code for a protein of 449 amino acids.